AUGGAGAAAUAUUUCAAAAGAAAGCUACCACUAGAAUCUGAAGUCACUCCAUUAGUCUCUUCUAAUAAAAAGAAGUUCUUAGAAUUCAAUGUGGAAAGUCUGGUAGCUGAUCCUGGACAACGACCCAAAAUUUCAAAUUAUGAUCCAAAUGUCAGAGAUGAAGUUAGACGAGCUUAUUUGCAAAAAGGUCCUUGUCAACCAAGAGAACAUGAUUUUUCACAAACAUAUUUUGGAACUUCUCUCCGUAGAUUUAAUGCUGAUUGGUUUGAUGAAUUUGGCAAUUGGUUGGAAUAUAGUAUUUUAAAAGAUGCUGUAUUUUGUCUCUGUUUCUAUCUUAUGAAACCUGAUGGUGCGAGUGGUGAUGCUUUUGUAAAAGAGGGCUUUUCAAAUUGGAAAAAGAAGGAGCGAUUACAAACACAUGUUGGAAAUCAUGAUAGUGCUCAUAAUCAAACUCGAAGAAAAUGCGAAGCACUCAUGAAGCAAAAACAACAUAUUGAAGUUGUUUUUCAAAAGCAUUCAGACCAAGCUAAAAGAGAUUACCGAACUCACUUAACAGCAACAAUUGAGUGCAUUAGGUUCUUAUUGCGACAAGGAUUGGCCUUUCGUGGUGAUGAUGAAUCGCACAAUUCAAAUAAUCAAGAUAUUGUUAGAGCUGCUGCAAGUGAAACUACUAAAGUUAUUAUUGAUAAUCUUGGAGAUGAUUUAUUUGCUGUUUUAGUUGAUGAAGCUCGAGACAUUUCUGUUAAAGAGCAAAUGGCUGUUUGUUUGCGGUAUGUGAACAAAGAAGGGAUUGUAAUGGAGCGAUUUCUUGGCCUUGUCCAUGUUUCUAGCACAAAUGCGUUGUCGUUAAAAGUAGCUUUGAAAUCUUUAUUAACAAAGCAUAAUUUAAGUUUAGCAAGAAUACGUGGACAAGGUUACGAUGGAGCUACUAAUAUGCAGGGAGAAUUUAAUGGCUUAAAAAGUUUGAUCUUGAAAGAAAAUGCUUGUGCUUUUUAUGUUCAUUGUUUUGCUCACCAACUUCAAUUAGCACUUGUGGUUGUUGCAAAGAAACAGGUUGAAAUUGCACUACUUUUUAAUUUGCUUGCUAGUUUGUGCAAUAUUGUUGGAGCUUCUUGUAAACGUAAAGACAUGCUUCGUGAAAGUCAAAUACAAAAGACAAUUGUUGCAUUACAAAAUGGAGAUGUUUCUAGUGGGCGUGGCUUAAAUCAAGAAACAACAUUGAAAAGGGCAGGUGAUACUCGAUGGGGCUCACAUUAUGGUACAAUACUUAGCUUGAUUUCUAUUUUUUCUUCCGUGGUAGAAGUUCUUGAAGUUAUUGAGGAAGAUGGAAAUAAUCCUGAACAAAGAGCUGAAGCAUGCCAAUUAUUGAAUCAUAUUCAAUCUUUUGAAUUUGUAUUCAAUUUACAUUUGAUGAAAAGUAUAUUAGGAGUUACUAAUGAGUUGUCUCAAGCUCUACAAAGAAGUGAUCAAGACAUUAUAAAUGCUAUGACAUUGGUUAAAGUGUCCAAGCAACGAUUGCAAAGUAUAAGAGACGAUGGUUGGUCCUCUUUGCUCAACGAAGUUUUACUAUUUUGUGAUAGUCACAAUAUUCUUGCUCCAAAUAUGAAUGAUAUAUUUGUAACACAAGGAAGAUCAAGGCGCAAAAUCCAAAAGGUCUCAAACUUGCAUCCUUUUCAAGUUGAAUUAUUUUAUCAAGUGAUUGAUAGACAACUUCAAGAGCUUAACAAUCGUUUUACAGAGGUAAAUACCGAGCUACUUCUUUGUAUAGCUUGUUUGAAUACAAGUGACUCAUUUUUUGCAUUUGAUAAGGAGAAGUUGCUUCGUUUAGCUGAAUUUUAUCCAUAUGAAUUCUCUUCUACUCAACUUUUGGCACUUGAUAGUCAACUUGAGAAUUUUAUAUUGGAUAUGCGUCUUGAUGAUCAAUUCUCAAAUAUAAAUGAAAUCAGUGGACUAUCUCAAAAGUUAGUUGAGACAAAAAAGCAUAUUGUUUAUCCAUUGGUAUUUCUUCUGUUGAAAUUAGCUUUGAUUCUACCUGUGGCAACAGCAUCAGUUGAGAGAACAUUUUCUGCUAUGAAUAUCAUAAAGAGUCGACUUCGUAAUCGAAUGGGAGAUGAGUGGUUGAAUAAUUGUUUGGUUACAUAUAUAGAAAGAGAGACAUUCAAUCAAGUUGAUAAUGAAACAAUUAUUCAACAUUUUCAAAAUAUGAAAAUAAGAAGAGAAGUACCUUCAAGAUUUGAAGCGAAGAAAGUUAGCAGCUAA
Arachis stenosperma is the source of this 2259-nucleotide messenger RNA. RefSeq lists its product as uncharacterized. NCBI's taxonomy places the organism in Eukaryota, Viridiplantae, Streptophyta, Magnoliopsida, Fabales, Fabaceae. The coding region runs from base 1 to 2259 and encodes 752 amino acids. Gene Ontology annotation, molecular function: protein dimerization activity. The transcript has 2 exons. The record is from RefSeq and is a predicted model, not a curated record.